This is a messenger RNA of Amblyraja radiata (thorny skate), 785 nucleotides long. Its product is annotated as THAP domain-containing protein 1. Bases 68 to 676 code for a protein of 202 amino acids. The record is from RefSeq and is a predicted model, not a curated record. The transcript is spliced from 3 exons. Lineage: Eukaryota; Metazoa; Chordata; Chondrichthyes; Rajiformes; Rajidae.
GCGCCCAGCCAAUGGGCGACGUGGACGGGGGCAGGUGGUGGCGGUCGCUGGCCGGCUGCUCGGUGUCAUGGUGUUGUCUUGCUCCGCUUACGGCUGCAAGAACCGGUAUGACAAGGAUCGCGGCACUUCCUUCCACAGGUUUCCUCUGAAGCGACCAGAGCUCUGUAAGAAGUGGUUGGCUGCAGUAAGGAGAAGGAAUUUUAUACCCACCAAAAACAGCAAUUUGUGCUCAGAACAUUUCACUCUGGACUGUUUUAGAAAGAACUGUAACAAUAAAAUACUGGAAGAAAAUGCCGUGCCAUCCAUAUUCUGUUUUACCCGACCAAAUCAACAACCAAAGAAGUUAGAAACGGCAUUACCAAGAGACCAACCUCAGGCAACAGAGGAAAUUAUGGAGGGAUCCAAAUUGAAUCAAAAGCAUGGACUCCUAACUGUUUUUGACCAUAGCUAUAGUGUUCGAGAUGCGUGCUUACAAAAGAAAAAGAUUCAGCAGUUGGAGGAACAAAAUGAGAAACUAAAGACGAAACUGAGAUUCUUACAGCAGAAAUCUCGCCGCCAAGAACAACGAUUACAAAGAAUGAAGAAGCUAUUACAGGAACUUAAUUCACGAAAGAUGUUACCACAUAAAACCUGUGUGCUGUUAAAUAACACUUUGUAUGAAUUAAUUAAACUUUAAAUGUAAUUUGUUUACCAGUAUCACAUUUGUUAUAUAAUGUAGAAUCAUAGCUGAGUAUCUUUUACUACCCUUGAUGGUAGGGUUUAAAAUAAAAAAAUCCUCAAGGUUG